Rattus norvegicus (Norway rat) is the source of this 648-nucleotide messenger RNA. The record is from RefSeq and is a predicted model, not a curated record. NCBI's taxonomy places the organism in Eukaryota, Metazoa, Chordata, Mammalia, Rodentia, Muridae.
AUGCUCGCAGCAUCUCACGGCUGCAUUACGGAGCCUGAGUGUGAGCCUGGAAACGGGGAAACAGACCCGGGCGGGCAGCGGACACCGUCCCUCAGAGCCUCGCCGCACCGAGGCUUCCCUCGCGAAGGCAGGCACACCGCGGCGCCAUCCUCACGCCGCAGCCGCGCGCCCUGCCGCCCUCCGGCCCGCGCCCAGGCCCCGGCUGCUACCUCAGGACGCCCCGCUCCGUCCGCCGCUCGCCCGCCGCGUCCGCGACCCUCAGCGGGGCCGCCGCAGGCCGGGUGCCGCCGGCUUCGCGCCCCUCGGGCCCGCGGCGCACCGACCGGCUCGGGACAGCCCAGGUCUUCGCAGGCUAGCGCCCCACGCCGCGGCCUUCCUCCGCCCUCCGCGCCCACGCCUUUUGUUGUCACCAGUUCUCCCGGCAACGGCGCAGCACGCCUCCCGCCACCCCUCCGCGACCCCGCCCCCCACUGGCUCCGCCCCAAGCCGUGCCCGCCCUACGUAGGCCCAGGUUCACGCAAAACCUGCCUGCAGUCUCCGCCCCCACAAGCUCCGCCCCAUGGCUCCGUCCCGCCCCAAGGCUCCGCCCUGCGGCCGCCCUUUGGUGGAGUCCCCUAUCUAUCCCCCUGCCCCAGGAGCCUUCUCUGA